This is a messenger RNA of Eimeria tenella, 285 nucleotides long. RefSeq lists its product as uncharacterized. NCBI's taxonomy places the organism in Eukaryota, Apicomplexa, Conoidasida, Eucoccidiorida, Eimeriidae. The record is from RefSeq and is a predicted model, not a curated record. Bases 1 to 285 code for a protein of 94 amino acids. The transcript has a single exon.
AUGGAGGGCGGGGCCCCCGUCAAGUCAAAGAGUUUCAAGGGGCCCCAAGAGGGGCCCCUAAGAAUAUGCAUUACAGCCAAAUCCAGAGGGGCCCCCGCACCGCAGAGCAACAGAAUGAGGGGGCCCCCCUGUGGAACCAAAGGCAAAGGGGGCCCCCGCCUUCGGGACAGACACAGAGACCAAGGGGGGCCUCCCAGGGACCCCUAUGGGGCCCCCCAGGGACCCGUCUGGGGCCCCCCAGGGACCCCUAUGGGGACCCCUGGGGGCCCCUAUGGGGCCCCCUAG